AAAAAGUUCAUAUUGUGGGUGGUCUCCAUCCUUGUUUCUUUCAACAUCAAGUUGCAAAGGCUUCUGAUCCUUCUUCUCCUCUCAUCUGUUCAUUCUACAAUCUACAUUUCUGAAUUCUAAUCAGUCCCAGGACUUAGGUGUUUGAGGUAAGAGAUUUCACCUAUGGCUGGAGAAGAAUUGGUGGAGCUCAAAUUCAGGCUUGCAGAUGGAACUGACAUUGGUCCAAGCAAGUACAGUCCAGCUACAACCGUGGCAUCUCUCAAAGAGAAAAUACUUGCUCAGUGGCCUCAAGACAAAGAAAAUUGCCCAAACACAAUACAAGAAGUGAAGCUAAUUAAUGGUGGAAAAAUACUUGAAAACAACAGUACAGUUGCUGACUGCAGACUCCUGGUUGGUGAACUUCCGGGUGGUGUAAUCACGAUGCAUGUCGUUCUUCGCCUUCCUUUGUCAAACAAAAGAAACGAGAAACAAGAGGAUGAUUCUCCAAAGAAAAGCUGCUGUUUAUGCACAAUCUUGUAGCUGCCUAAUGAGAUUGCUGAUGCCACUUCCUGUUAUAUUUGUUGUUGGAAUUGCCAAUUCAAUGUUUCAGGAUUCCAAUUCUGGUGGCAGCAGAAAUAAUUAAAAACACCAAAAGGCAAAAAAAAAAAAGAGGGGCGGGGCGCAAGUGAAGUUGGGGAUGAGAAAAGAGAACACAAGGCAAACCCUACCCUGGCAAGGCAAUAAAGGGCAGAUAGAGAGGUAUGGUGCAAAAGAAUGAAACAGAGAUUUUUUGGGGGGUGAUAUUGUA
Molecule: messenger RNA, 787 nt
Organism: Hibiscus syriacus
Lineage: Eukaryota; Viridiplantae; Streptophyta; Magnoliopsida; Malvales; Malvaceae
Product: membrane-anchored ubiquitin-fold protein 5-like
Exons: 4
Coding region: 163-519 (118 amino acids)
Molecular function (GO): protein binding
Source: RefSeq, a predicted model, not a curated record